AGAGGAAAGACUUCUAAAAAAUACUUUAAAAUUUGGAAAGAAAAAUUGUUAUGCCAGCUAAGACCUCGAACCUCUUGCCAGGGCUUCUGCUGGUUAUAGCCUUCUUCUGGAGCUGGCAGUUGAAUGUCUUGGCCCUGCCGAGAGCCGAACCUCGCCAUGAAACUUGCAACAAUGAGCAGCGAUACGAGAACCAGGUGAUGUGCGAUGGGAAGCAAUUUGGAGCUUUGGUCCCCUAUCCGGAUAAUUGUAGUUUAUUCCUGGUCUGCGAUUGCCUAUAUCCAACGGUAAAGAACUGCCCAGCAAAUCUCUGGUGGGACAACGAUACUCAGCUGUGUAAUUACCCCCAAGCUGUGGAUUGCAUUUACUAUACGAUCGAAACGCCGCGACCUACAGAAGGAACUACCAAAAUCACAACAGAACCAACACCCAGCACGGAAAAGUUGACGACGGAAAGUUCUUCGUCUACUACUGGAAGUACUCCUCCAACUUCCAGUUGGGAUCCACCACCGGCACCUCCUGGAAUUUCUGAGGAUUACUGCCGUAACUUUGAGCAUGGUUCGGUACACUACUAUCCCUAUGAUUGCCAGGCCUAUAUAAACUGCACUAAUGGCUGGCCAGUGCUGCAAUAUUGUAUUGAGGAUAAACUCUUUAAUGUAUUCCUUGGCAUCUGCGAUACUCCCGAUGAAGUGGAAUGUGAGGUAGUGCCCCUGCCCACAACCACAACAGAAAUACCAAAAACUUCCACCACCGAGGAGGAUGUAGAAUGUGGACCAACUCCAGAGGGAAUAGAGGAGGAUUAUUGUAUGACAUUGGCCAAUGGAUUCUAUCAGUAUCCCUACGAUUGCAAAGGGUACUUGGAAUGUAGAAAUGGCUGCACGGAUUUGGAUUACUGCCAGCCGGAUAAGCUCUUUAAUGACUGGCUGCACAUCUGCGAUACUCCAAACUCGGUUUGGUGUAAUCCCAAACCUUUUCCCACGACUCCACGAACAACCGAUAAGCCGACCACUCCUCCAGUCACUACAACUCCCUUCGAUCCCACCACUUUUUCUACUGAAAGUACUACCAGUACAACAGAAGCGAUUACCACGACCACACCUGGACUUCCCUCAGAUGUUGAUCCAAAUGAUUGUAAGGGUAAGCCAGAUGGCACUAUUUUCGCUUACAUUGGAAAUUGCUCGGAGUACUUGAUUUGUAAAGACGAUCAAGUGCAAAUGGGUCAUUGCCCGCCCUCUACGCUCUUCAAUCCCGAUUGGCUGGUCUGCGAUGAUCCAGAUGAUGUUGUCUGUCUUGGAGAUCGUACCACCACACCGAUUCCAACCACCCCACCAACCACAACCACUGAGAAGACUACUCCAACAACCACCACAGAAGCAACAACUUUGGGACCUGAUCAGCUUUGCCACGAUCAAGAGGUGGGAGCUUCCUUUCCUUAUGUGCAAGAUUGCAGCCAAUAUUAUCUCUGCUUGGGCAAUGGAAAAUGGGCUCUGGCACCUUGCAUAUAUGGCAGCUAUUUCGAUCCAACGACAGGACAGUGCGGACCUAAUGUGUCACCCGAUGCUUGUAAAGCCUCACAGGCUACCACCACCACAACCACUACAGAAACUACAACAACCGAAAAGGUUACCACACCGAAAACCACAACUAAGGAACCUUCAACCACUACGAGUACAACCACAACUCCUUCUGCAACCACUGGAAUAUGUGGUGGUCGGAAUGAGAACGAGAAUAUAGCUUACCCCAAAAACUGCAACAAGUACAUUGUGUGCGUUUCUCCAAUCCCCAUAGCCUUCUUCUGUCCGGAUGACACAUUCUUCAGUUCAAAGUUACAGAAGUGCAUCGAGAGUUGGGAAGAGAGUGAUUGUGAGGGAGAUCAGAGCACUACGACUAUAGAACCAGGCUAUACCAGACCUCCCCCUGAACCCACCAUGUGCACAAAUAGCAGUCGGGAUACUUUCCCAUAUCCGGAUAACUGUCAAUGGUUCAUACGCUGUGUGGAUGAUUAUAUUUACAUGAUGGACGUCUGUAAUUGCGGGGAGUACUACGAUCCUAUAACGGAAAAAUGUGGAGCAGAUGUCCCAUCAGAUGCCUGUCGUUGGGAUUAUACAUCAACCACUUCCACUACCAGUGAGCCGACCACAACCACAGCUGUCACUAGGCCACCACCACAAAAAGGACCCUGUGAUGAUGUCGAGGAUGGUGCUUUGGUCCCCUAUCCAAACGAUUGCUCCAAAUAUAUUAAGUGCGAUAGACCCAUUGCGGUAGCCUUCGAUUGUGAUGAGGGAGAUGAGUUUAGUGUGGAGCUGGGAAUGUGUGUGGAUGCUUCGCUGGCCAAUUGUUCGAUUACCACCACGGCUAAGCCAUCAGAUACGACGACGACACCAAAUGACGGGGAGCCUUCAUCAACCACUUCUCAACUAACAACUGAGUCCUCUACUAUAUCAACACCCCUACCGACGACUGAGCCAUCUACAGCAGCUUCUACAGAAUCAUCUACAGAAUCUUCUACAGAAUCUUCUACUGUAUCAUCCACAGAAUCAUCUACAGAAUCAUCUACAGACUCAUCUACAGUCUCAUCAACAGAUUUAACUACAGAAUUAUCUACCACAUCAUCUACUGAACCUCCAACAGAAUCAACAACUGAAUCAUCGACAGCCAUUUCUACAACAACAGAGCCAGAAUCUUCCACAACAGAAAAGGAAACAUCUACCUCGGAAGCAACUACCACAGCUAAACCUUCGGGAGGAGUAUGUGAAGGCAAGACAGACGACUCCUUGGUUCCGUAUCCGAAAAACUGCAGCAAGUAUAUAAAGUGCCAAUAUCCGAUACCCGUUGGUUAUGAUUGUCCAGAUGGCUUGGAAUUUAGUCCCACGGAACUAACUUGCAUGGAUCCUGAAUUAGCUGGUUGUAGUCCAAAGAUAACCACACCCGGUCCGACAACAUUGACCACAGAAACGUCUACCACUGAAGAGCCUACAACUACACCAUUGUCUACAAUUUCAACAACUCCCGUGACAACAGAAUCAACAACAACCACCACGGAAUCAACAACGGUUUCAACCACACCCGUGACAACCACCACAGAAUCCACCACAAUUUCAACAACACCCCCGACAACCACCACAGAAUCAACAACCGUUUCAACAACGCCCGUACCAACCACUACAGAAUCCACAACAAUUACAACAACGCCAGUGACAACUACCACAGAAUCAACAACAACAAAAUACACCACCGUUUCUACAACAACUGUGGCACCCCCCACAACUCUGGAUCCCUAUACCCCCAAUAUUUGUUGUGGUCAGCGUUUGGGAACUCUGCUGCCCUACCCCAAUGAUUGCAGUCGUUAUGUCGUUUGUGAUUAUCCAAUUCCAUAUGCGGUGGUUUGCGAGGAGGGAACAGUUUUCGAUGAGAAGCUUCUCCAAUGCACAGCUAUGACCAGUGAAAGGUGUCUGUACGUGGAUUAUUAAACAUAUGAUUUAAUAAAGCU
Messenger RNA from Drosophila eugracilis, 3487 nucleotides. Its product is annotated as mucin-2. The transcript has 2 exons. Gene Ontology annotation, molecular function: chitin binding. NCBI's taxonomy places the organism in Eukaryota, Metazoa, Arthropoda, Insecta, Diptera, Drosophilidae. The record is from RefSeq and is a predicted model, not a curated record. The coding region runs from base 51 to 3467 and encodes 1138 amino acids. Gene Ontology annotation, cellular component: extracellular region.